AUGAAGCGCUCACGCGAGCCUGAGCAAGAAGCACCCACAACCGACUCAGCAGCCACAUACGGUGAUGAGACGGGCAGUACAGCCUCUGCGCCACCGCCAGCAGUAGAUCUUCCCGCUCCAAAGAUCACCGGGCUGGAUGAGUCCGCCAUAGAUGAUACGCCUUCACCCAUUGCAAUGAGAUGCUCGCUGCCGGGCCACAAGGAGCCACUGUCUUUCAGGUCGUACGCCGAGUAUGAGGCACACUACAACAAGGCCCAUACAAACCGUUGCAACGAAUGCAGGAAGAACUUCCCAUCGGAGCAUAUUCUAAAUGUUCACAUUGAGGAAUGCCAUGAUGCUUUUGCGGCUGUGCUGAGGGAGAAGGGCGAACACACAUACUCCUGCUUUGUUGAGGGAUGUGACCGCAAAUGCGGCACACCGCAGAAGCGGCGUAUGCACCUCAUAGACAAGCACAUGUACCCAAAGCACUACUUCUUUGCGGUUUCGAAGGAGGGGAUCGAUGGCAGAAGUUCACUUCUCCUGGAAGGCGGUCACCAUCGCCGACGGUCUUCCGCAAGCCAGGCUGGUGGGUCAUAUGCAGGAGCGCGCAGACAUAGUCUUCGUCAGCCAGACACAGCGCAGGCCAGUCUAGAGGAGCGAGGACACCCAUCAAAGCAGAGCCCUGAGGAAGAAGCACCUCACGAUACGCCAGGCAACAAGGAGAGCGUUGACACCGAGAUGGCUGAUUUGGCGAGUGCUAUGUCCUCUCUUCAAUUUGUGCCCACAAGUGUCCGUUUCGGCCGAGGCAGGGGUAGAGCUGGGUUCUCCAGAACGUGA
Messenger RNA from Neoarthrinium moseri, 816 nucleotides. RefSeq lists its product as uncharacterized. Bases 1 to 816 code for a protein of 271 amino acids. The record is from RefSeq and is a predicted model, not a curated record. NCBI's taxonomy places the organism in Eukaryota, Fungi, Ascomycota, Sordariomycetes, Amphisphaeriales, Apiosporaceae. The transcript has 2 exons.